GCCCUGGACGGCUUCUUCUUUGUGGUGAACAUGGAGGGUAACAUAGUGUUUGUGUCUGAGAACGUCAGCCAGUAUUUGCGCUACCAGCAGGAGGAGCUGAUGAACACUAGUGUCUACAGCGUCCUGCAUGUUGGAGACCACGCAGAGUUCAUCAAGAACCUUUUGCCCAAGAGUCUGGUCAACCAUCGCAGCACAGAUUCCUCCAACAGGAACAGCCACACCUUCAACUGUCGUAUGUUGGUCAACCCUCACGCUGACGGUGAAGCUCGCCAUGGAGUCGACCAGCAAGAUGCAGCACAGCAGAAGUAUGAGACCAUGCAGUGUUUUGCCGUCUCUGAACCAAAGUCCAUCAAGGAAGAGGGGGAAGAUUUCCAGUCCUGUCUCAUCUGUGUGGCAAGAAGAGUUCCUGUCAAAGAGCGGCCUGUGAUGCCAGCAUAUGAGAGCUUCACAACAAGACAGGACCUUCAAGGUAAAAUUACCUCACUGGACACAAGUGUGCUGCGGGCAGCUAUGAAACCAGGCUGGGAAGACCUGGUGCGGCGUUGCAUCCAGAAGUUUCACCUGCAGAGUGAUGGGGAGAUGUCCUUUGCCAAGAAACACCAUCAAGAAGUGUUGAAGAAUGGCCACGCCCUCAGCCCUUUAUACCGAUUUUCCUUGGCAGACGGCACCAUCGUCUCAGCUCACACAAAGAGCAAACUGGUCCGUUCUUCAGCCACCAAUGAACCACAGCUCUAUAUGUCAAUGCACAUCCUACAGAGGGAAAGCAUCGGUGGUAUUGCUGCUGACAUGCCUACCGGACAGGACUCGGGGAAGUCAAUGACCCCAACUAGUGUGGGUGGGUCUUUUCCCUCACCUGAUGCCAGCGUAACCAGCAACAGCCAUCACUCCACAGGAGGCUCAAACACACCUGGACGGGGUUUCGGGUCUGUCUCAGGAAGGGCAAGCACACCUCAGGGAAACUGCUAUACUCUCAAGCUUGGCAGCCCUUCUGGCCAAGGAAGCCCCAGCGUCACGUCAGGGGUCCAGAGUGCCAUGCUGUCUCCACGUCACCGCCAGAGUCCCAGCACUGUAGCCAGUAGCAGCAGUUGUAGUAGCCCUCAUAUCCUCCAUCAUCCGCCCGGAUCGUUCUCUCCUGCAGCUGGUUUGCACUCUCCACCAUCGGUUUGCAGCACCACAGGAAAUAACCAAAGUUUUAACUCCCUUAGUGCGCUGCAAGCUCUUAGCCAAGGCACCCGGAUUUCACCAGGCCUCAAUGAGGGACAGCAUCUAGAAUCACCUGACAGAAAACCAGCAGCUCUUCAGAGUCCCCACCACAGCACUAAACCCUGUAGCCAAAUUAGCAAGAGCAGUCUUAGCUUAGAGACAGAGUUAUUUGGAACUUUUGAAGAGCAGGAAGAAUUUCUGUCAUCAAACACCCAUGAAGGUACGCAGGCAGAUGGGAAAGAUAUUGAUCCUGACGCCCUUGAAGGUAAUGGAAACAACAGAGACUUUACCGAUGUGGCAAACCGCCAUCUGAGCACCAAAGGCCACACCAAGCUGCUGCAGCUUCUCACCACUAAGUUAGAACCCUCUGAUCCUGCUUCACCAUCGGGGCUCAUGGGGGAUGACCAAAACUGUAAGGACCAGCUGUGUGGGGCCGGUCAUAACAACCAAUCCACCUCAUUAAAGGAAAAACACAAAAUUCUCCAUAGGCUGUUGCAGAACAGCACCUCACCUGUGGAGCUGGCCAAGCUAACAGCUGAGGCUACUGGAAAAGAUCCUAUUGGUCCAGAGUCUGCCUCAGGAGACAGCAUUGCUGCUCUUAGUGAACUCUGCACAAAACAGGAGCCAGAGAGCCCCAAAAAGAAAGACAAUGCAUUGCUUCGCUAUCUUCUGGAUAGGGACGACAAUGGCAUCCUUGACAAAGCCAUCAAAAUGGAAUCAGGCGAUGGACUAAAGCUAACCUGCGUUAAGACGGAGAAGCAGGACGAAGGAUUUACUUUGGCCGAACAGCCAUCUGAGCUGGAGGACCUGCUGGAGGACCUGCAAAACAGCAGCCAGCAGCAGCUGUUUCCCAGUCAGCCUCCGUCCUCUUCAUCAUCUUCAUCAGCGGUGCCAGCUGGCUCCUCUGUGGACAAACAGACCAUCAUCAGUGACAUCCUGCAGAUGAACGACACCAGCAGCAGCAGCAGCUCCCCCAGCCAGCACAGAGCCUUCCCUCCUAUCGGACCUGCAGGAAGUUUCAAUGGUGUCAGGUCAGGCCAGUCUGGUCAGGGGGCUCCUCCAGUUAGAAGCAUGUCUCUGGACAACAGUAUGGGCUCCAGCCCCACCAGGCCUCUCCCACCUCAGCACAGAAAUAAUGGCCCCUAUCCUUUGCAGCAGCAAGGCAUGAUGGGAACUCACACCAGCAUGAACCAGGCAGCAGGACCUAACACAGCAGGCCUUCGUGGCUCCAUGCAGCAAGGCUGGGGUCCCCAUGCUCCAACAGGCGGGAACUCUGGACCAAUGAUGCCACACGGAGUUGGUCGAAUGGUACCGGGCAUGAAUCCUACACUCCCUACAAGAAGCAACGGUUCAAAUGUUUCUAGAGCUUUGGUCAACAUGCAGAUGAUGGGAAAUGACUUGGACAUGGCAGCUCCUCCCUACCAUCAACAGCAGGCUCCGCCCAAUCAGACAGCUCCAUGGCCAGACCGAAUGAUGAUGAUGGAUCACUACGGAAACCAAAGCAGGCCGCCCUAUGGCAUUCCUCAGGAAGACGGGAUUGGUUGUUGUGGCUCCGGACCUGAAGGUCAGACAGAUGAGGGUGCUCUGCUGAACCAGCUGUGUUCGGUGUUGAAGGACUAUGAGGGUCUGGAAGAAAUUGACAAGAUGUUGGGAAUACCCACUCUUGCUGGACAGGGUCCUCUUUCAGAGCAGGAGCAGUACCUGGGUCCCUUGGAGCCACCGUCUAGCCUUAAAGCUCCCCUCUACAGUCAACAGUACGGGGGGCAGCCAGGUUACGGUGGCUUACCCCCUGAUGGCGCAUAUGCUGCCCAAUCAAUCGCCGGCCACAUGGGACCUCAAAGGAUGGCACCGGCAGGCUACCCUCCUAUGAUGAGAAUGCCCGGUGCCCCAGGACCCCGGCCCCCCGGCAUGAGACCUGGUGGCCCCAAUUCAAUGGUGCCAUCGCAGCCCAACAACCUGAGGCUCCAGCUACAGCACAGACUCCAAGCCCAGCUGAACCGUCAGCCGGUGAUGAACCAAAUGGGUGGAGUCACAAAUAUGAAUCUACCUCUAAGAUCUAAUGUCUCACCCCAGGGAACUGUCAACUCUCAGAUGCUGGUCCAGCGUCAGCGCGAGUACAUAAACAACCAGUUACGUCAGCGCCAACAACUGCAGCACCAUGCACAUCAGCAGCGUGCAAUGAUGAUGCGCACUCAGGGCAUCAACCUUCCGCCAAACAUGUCCAGCGGGGGGGCUGCUCCCACGCCAAUGGCCAUGGCUGGUGCCAACCCCCGGAUGACGCAGGGAAACAUGCAGAGGUUUUCCUACCCAGCGUCCAGCUACGGUACUGGCCUGCCAUCUCCUCCUCCUCAUCCCGGCUCCUCCAGCCCCUUCUCCUCCCCUUUAUCCCCGAGUCAUCUCCUGGCAAGCCAGGGCAUGAUGGGAAACGUAGGCGGGCAGUACAGCAGCGUAAUGAGCCCUUCAUCACAGCACAGUGCCUUCCAGUUUAACACUUCAGGAAUGAGCCACCAGCAGCAACACCAGGACCCAGUGUCAUGCUUUCCCUGUGGGGCAGGGACACCGCAGAGCCCCCUGCUGUCCCCCAGAAUGGGACAGGGUCAGAGCCCCAUGUUGCAGCAAAACCAGGGCCAAACACAAACCCAAACCCAGACUCCAAACCAGGGAGGUCCGCCAAGCUACCAGACUAGCGGGGACUUGAACGGGUGGUCUCAGUCUGCAAACAUUUCAAACAGCAACAGUGGUUAUCCCCAGCAGUCCCAGUCUCAGUUCUCGACACAAUCCAGUGCUGGAAUGUACAACAGCAGCAGCAUGAAUGCAGUGUCAGGGCAGAUGGUCUCCAUGACUGAACAGGUGGGUGACAGCAACCUAAUCCUGGAACAGUUUGGAGGAAUCGAUAUGAUGAACCAAGACAGCAAUGUCAAUUCUAAUUUUUGCUGACCAUGGCUUUUUUGGAAAAGACCUAACCCACGGAGCCGUGCUAAAACCCUGACACCCAGAGAGGUCUGGAAAAAAAUAUGAAGACUUUGGGUUUCCUGCAAGAGACAAGUGUUUUUUUUUUUCAGAGGAGUAGCAAUGGAAGAAAAAAGUCAAGACAUUUGAACUCCAAGCAUACUUCUUAGUUCCUGCUUCAGGAAUUAUUCGCAAACAGAGUUUGAAGAUACUGAACUUCAAUCUGAAUAAUUCUGACUCCAAACACAAUUGUAGGAAAGUCAUGCCAAUGGCAGGAUGUUUGCUUUGGUGUUUUUCAGAAACGCAUUUAGUUAUAUAAUGUCGGUUAAAACGUUCCUCUUAGCUUCUCUCUUUCACAGAACAACCUAAUGAGACUUUAUAUUUUAUUAUGAUUUACUAAACAGUAGCUAUCACCUAACUUUAGAAUCAAUUGUAGGAUUCUUUUAAAAUAAUAUUGAUCUAUAAAUGGAAAUACCUAGUGGCGUGCACAGACAUUUUUGGUGGUAGGUGUUCAGGUUGGAAAAAGGCACCUUAUACGUUGCAUGGAGCCAAACAAGCCUGAUGCUGACGUUUAAGGAUCUUCUGUAGUCCAGAGGUAGCAAUGCCACAUUGGUGUCACUUCAAUAAAUAACAAUUUCAAAUCCACUAAUAUAAAGCCCACAAAUCCAGAAUAUCUUUAAGUCUAUUGAGUACAUAUGAUAAUUUGCAGAUGAACUAAGAUUUACACUUCAAAUAUAAAAAAAAACAAAAAACUCUAUUAUCUUAUUUCAAGUGCAUAUUAUGUAAUAAUAGUUACAAACACUUAUUCCACUGACAGAUCAUCUUAUUUCCCUGUUCAGAUUAGGGACAGAUAAGGUUAUUUUCAGAACAUUUUACAUAUUUCCAGGUCAUUUUUUGCAGUCCAAGAUAAACACAGAAAUACUAAUACUUUAACUGAAUAGAACUUUAUUAAAGUUAUUUUUACGAAUUCUUAUCAUUUGGCCUUAUGUUUGCUUUUAAAUGAAAUGUUAAACCGACUAAAGGUAACUUGUGUGCUGUAAAAAAAAAAGUCAAGUAGAUCUCAUGAAGUCCCCGACCAUUAUAGCAAAUCAAUAGUGACAUCUAUUAGAUGCUUUAAGUUCAAUCUUUUUCUAAUUUAAUCAAAGAGUUCCAUUUUAAACCACUCCUUGUGGCCCGGUAGAGGCCAUUAAAUAUGUUCUGCUAUGAAGUAACCGUUUGGAGGUAAAUACGCUAAGUUACCUGGAUGGUUACCUUGCCCUUCAUCAGGGCAAGGCUCUAUUGAGGUCAGGCUACAUGUCAGGUGAAGCAAAAUUACAUAAAUCUAGGCUCUGGGUUUGAAAGGUUUUUAAAAUCAUGAAUGCUAUUUUGGGCGAAAUACUAAAAAAACAGAAAACGAUUUCAAGAGGGGACAAACAACUUGUUUGUCCAGAGGGGAAAAGGGGAGGUACUCUGGCAUCACCUAUUGUCUAUCUGUGCACGUCCCUGGAAAUACCUAUCAGUAAUUUCAACAUAAUAAACAAAAUAAUUAGCCUUUUGUCUUAAGAAUGCAGCACAUACAACUUUUAAGAUAAUUAUUAACAGAUAACUGGUGGAAAUGCUGCCUCCAAGAAUUGUUUGCAGUAAAACAGGUACAUAAACUGUAUAUUAAAAAAAAAGUUUGGGUUUUCAGCUAAUGACACAGAUUUAUGAAGUGUGUGCAAUCUGUAGUCCAGCUGCUUACAUUGGAUGUUUGCUGUAAGGAUGUGAUACAGUUAUCUCUCUUAAAAAGAAAAAACGACGUUUGAUCUCAUAAGUUUUUGAGGCCAUGUGUUUGUGGUUGACUACUGUGUGUGAGCUAGCACGUUUGUGUGUUAAACUCUGAUUCUCACAAUUUCACACUGUAGAGAUUUAUAAAAUGAAUCUAUCAAUAUUUUUUAAACUCCUGGUUCUCUUUUAGAGCCCGACUGAACGUAAAAAGGAAACUAUAUGAAUAUUUUACAGUUAUUUAUAGAUUUAAAGAUGUUUUAGAGAUUAUUUGUACGGAUGAAAAUCAAUUAUAACUUUACGAAAUCUUUUGAAAUGGUACUUGUUGAUUUGAAAAGUAAUAUAUAUUUGAACUGCUGUUGUAUACAGGACAUAUGUCCCCUAUUUAAAGAUUUUUUUCAUAUAAAUGUGAAUGUGUAUAUUGUACAUAGAUCCUUUUACCCCUUUGUUCUUUUAGAGCCAUCAUAAAGCAGCAUUUGGAGUUGAAUAAAUGAUCAACAGAGUUAAAAUAGGCCAUGGUUUAAAUUAAGCACACUGUUUUUUCAAACAGACUUCCUGUUGGAUGUAUUUUGGGGAAAUUUGACACAAGCGAAAGACAAAGACCGGCUGCUGUAAUGUUUAGCAUAGUAGCACUGUUAGUAUGCUAACUGUUAGCAUGUAGCACUGGAAAAUGUCCAAGUUUCCAUUUCAUUUUCAAUGUUCUUAUGUUUUGACCAAAUUUGCCUAUAUGAAGUAAAUGGGUUUUUUUUCUGCCAUUGCAACUAGAAUAAAUGCACAAAAUGGAGUACUCCACAUUUUCUCUUUAAGAGGAACAGCUUUGACAUGCUUUCAUUCUUUUUAUUUAUCCAGUACAGUACAACUUCCAUGGUUUUCAGUACUGCAGUUAGGUACAGUGCAAUAUAUAACAAACCAAAACGCUCCAUCAUCACUUUACUAUGCAUGUAACAAUGUUAGCACAUAUAACUGGGAUUCAAACUCUCAACACUCUUCAUUAUUAGCUCUUACACAGCAUGUAUACUCACACAUACAUGUGACUAAAAUUAUAUUGACUGCUACUCAAAUAAUGACAGCUCAUUAACAACAAUACUUAUCUCAUGCAAUACUAUGCAAACGAUCUGUCUGCGCUGAGGAAGAUUCAAUCACUUACAGAUGCUUAAACAUGAAAGCAAAACAAACUGCCAUGACGGCAAAGAAAAAAAACGAACUAAUAGCUAUCUGAAGACUUGCAUACAUUAAUAGAGCAUCAAAACCUAAUCACUAGAUGACCUCUUUAUGAAGAAAAACCCAAAUACCCUUGUCCUUCUUUCUCAGGCAAAACAAUAUCACACCCUUGUUUUUAAUAUACACAAAUAUGAUUUGUUUUUGUUUUUUUAUUUCCAAAAUGACUGCAGCUUUUAACUUUUGGAAGAUAUGAAUUCAGUACUUGCAAUCUAAGUAUUAGCAUGCUGUGUUACAAAAAAAAAUUAUUUAUUUGAUCCUGGCCCAAACAAAUUA
This is a messenger RNA of Cyprinodon variegatus (sheepshead minnow), 7389 nucleotides long. Its product is annotated as nuclear receptor coactivator 2-like. Gene Ontology annotation, molecular function: nuclear receptor binding. Gene Ontology annotation, cellular component: nucleus. The record is from RefSeq and is a predicted model, not a curated record. The transcript has 18 exons. NCBI's taxonomy places the organism in Eukaryota, Metazoa, Chordata, Actinopteri, Cyprinodontiformes, Cyprinodontidae. Gene Ontology annotation, biological process: cellular response to hormone stimulus; positive regulation of transcription by RNA polymerase II. The coding region runs from base 31 to 4140 and encodes 1369 amino acids.